AUGGGCCCUGUGCACUGGGGGCUUCUGCUGAGUUGCCUGGGCUGCGGAAUCCUGCCUGGAACCUGGGCCCAGUUCCCCAGGGUCUGCAUGACCUUGGGGGGUGUGCUGAACAAGGAGUGCUGCCCACCUCUGGGCACCGAGCCUGCCAACAUCUGUGGCUCUCAAGAGGGCCGGGGACAGUGCACAGAGGUGCUGACAGACACCAGGCCCUGGAGCGGCCCUUAUGUCCUGCGAAACCAGGAUGACCGUGAGCAAUGGCCGAGGAAGUUCUUCAACCGGACUUGCAAGUGCACAGGAAAUUUUGCUGGCUAUGAUUGUGGAGAUUGUAAGUUUGGCUGGACUGGCCCCAACUGCAACCAGAAGAAGCCAUCAGUUGUUCGGCGGAAUAUACAUUCCCUGACUCUUCAGGAGAGGGAGCAGUUCUUGGGUGCCCUAGACCUGGCAAAGAAGACUGUACAUCCCGACUAUGUGAUCACCACACAGCACUGGCUGGGCCUGCUUGGACCCAAUGGAACCCAGCCACAGAUCGCCAACUGCAGUGUGUAUGACUUCUUUGUGUGGCUCCACUAUUACUCUGUCCGAGACACAUUAUUAGGUCCAGGGCGCCCCUAUAAAGCCAUAGAUUUCUCACACCAAGGGCCUGCCUUUGUCACCUGGCACAGAUACCAUUUGCUGUGGCUGGAAAGAGAUCUCCAGAGACUCCUUGGUAACGAAUCCUUUGCUUUGCCCUACUGGAACUUCGCAACUGGGAAAAAUGAGUGUGAUGUGUGCACAGACCAGCUGCUUGGAGCAGGAAGACAAGAUGACCCAACUCUGAUUAGUCAGAACUCAAGAUUCUCCACCUGGGAGAUUGUAUGUGAUAGCUUGGAUGACUACAACCGCCGGGUGACUCUGUGUAAUGGAACAUAUGAAGGUUUACUGAGAAGAAAUCAAGUAGGAAGAAACAGUGAGACAUUGCCAACCUUGAAAAAUGUGCAAGACUGCUUGUCCCUGCAGAAUUUCGACAACCCACCUUUUUUCCAGAACUCUACCUUCAGCUUUAGGAAUGCCCUGGAAGGGUUUGAUAAAGCAGAUGGAACACUGGACUCUCAAGUUAUGAGCCUUCAUAAUUUGGUUCACUCCUUCCUGAACGGAACGAAUGCUUUGCCACACUCUGCUGCCAACGAUCCUGUUUUUGUGGUAUGUUCAGAGACACAGAGUAGAUUGAAAAAAAACACCAACAACGUUCUAAAUAAUAUACUGAAAUUAAAAAUAACUAAAGAGUCUUCCACUGCACACAUAUUGGUCCUCCAUUCCUUUACUGAUGCCAUCUUUGAUGAGUGGCUGAAAAGAAACAACCCUCCUACAGAUGCCUGGCCUCAAGAGCUGGCACCCAUCGGUCACAAUCGGAUGUAUAACAUGGUUCCCUUCUUCCCGCCAGUGACUAAUGAAGAACUCUUUGUAACUGCAGACCAACUUGGCUACAGUUAUGCCAUUGAUCUGCCAGUUUCAGCGGAAGAAAGUCCAGUUUGGACCACAACAUUCUCAGUGGUUACGGGAACACUGGUGGCUCUGGUUGGUCUCUUUGGGCUGCUGGCUUUCCUUCAAUACAGAAGGCUUCACAAAGGAUAUGCACCCUUAAUGGAGACACAUCUGAGCAGCAAGAGAUAUACAGAAGAGGCCUAGGCUGUACCCACCUUCCCCUAGGGAAGAGGCU
This is a messenger RNA of Nannospalax galili (Upper Galilee mountains blind mole rat), 1696 nucleotides long. It is a transcript of the gene Dct, whose product is annotated as dopachrome tautomerase. The transcript has 10 exons. Bases 1 to 1665 code for a protein of 554 amino acids. Gene Ontology annotation, biological process: positive regulation of neuroblast proliferation; ventricular zone neuroblast division; melanin biosynthetic process from tyrosine. The record is from RefSeq and is a predicted model, not a curated record. Gene Ontology annotation, cellular component: melanosome. Gene Ontology annotation, molecular function: oxidoreductase activity; dopachrome isomerase activity. NCBI's taxonomy places the organism in Eukaryota, Metazoa, Chordata, Mammalia, Rodentia, Spalacidae.